This is a messenger RNA of Anisakis simplex (herring worm), 285 nucleotides long. The record is from the annotation of a GenBank genome assembly. Lineage: Eukaryota; Metazoa; Nematoda; Chromadorea; Rhabditida; Anisakidae.
GCACAUAUUGAUUUACUCACCUCAAAUAUGAACUUGUUCUGUGCGGAUGGAGUUAAAUUGCAUCCGCUCAUCUGCAUUACCCCUCAAAUUGUUAUAUCGGUGGCCAGCUUCAGUGGUCCUUCAUCGGAAAUGAGCAGCGAAAAAGGCGAUAACUUAGAUUCGAGAGUUGUUGAGACAUUAAUCAUACCAUCGGAAACAACUUCAAUGAAUUCAGUAACACUCUCUUCAUCGCCACAAAACGUCAGCGUCGAAAAUGUGAUCAUUUCACAACUUUUCGAUGGAUAA